CGGGAUCUCCAGGGCGGACGGUCAGCACCAUUUUAGGGGCACGCGUCGGUUAAGUCUGUCUCCAGCGAUUUAGAAUUCUUUUACCAACGUCUGCUCAAUCAGGAAGCGAACACAUCGCAGAGUGUUCAAACAGACACGAUCAAGAGAAGCCACACGGCCUCCCGGGCUGACUAUUCAGCUGCUAAAGCUAACAACAGCUGAAAGGCUUUUCUUCGACCGACGCAACAUUCAUUGAAGCCUGAAAGCGAAGUCUGUCAAAAUGAGUGCACCCUCCUCUCAAAAAGUUGUCCUGAAAAGCACCACCAAAGUGUCCCUAAAUGAGCGCUUCACUAACAUGCUGAAGAACAAGCAGCCCACUGCGGUAAGCAUUCGAGCCACCAUGCAACAGCAGCAUUUGGCCAGUGCCCGCAAUCGCCGGCUGGCCCAGCAGAUGGAGAACCGUCCCUCAGUGCAAGCUGCUCUGAAUCACAAGCAGAGCCUGAAGCAGCGCCUAGGGAAGAGCAACAUCCAGGCCAGGCUGGGCCGACCUAUCGGGGCUCUAAUCCGUGGAGGAGCAGUUGGAGGUAGAGGGGGGAUGCGGGGAAUGCCCAGGGGAAACCUCCGAGGACGAGCGAGAGGAGGAGUAAUGAGAGGAGCCCUGUCCCUGAGAGGGAAGAGAGUGGCUACAGGUGUCCCCAUGAGAGGCCGUGGCUUUGCUGGCCGUCUGGCAAUGCGUAGAGGAGGCCGCCACCGUGGAGGACCUGUUGGCAGAGGAGGGGCCCUGUCACGAGGAGCAGCUCGAGGAGGAGUAACACUCAGAGGCCGUGGUGGACUACGUGGGCGUGGUGGUUUUGCUGGUAGAGGUGGUCGCGGAAGGGGGCGUGGCCGAGGUGUCGGCCGGCCAGCUGUGACCAGGGAACAACUGGACAACCAGCUGGACGCCUACAUGUCAAAGACCAAAGGUCACCUGGAUGCUGAACUGGAUGCCUACAUGGCUCAGGCGGACCCAGACAGUAUGGAGUGACCCUGAAGGACUCUGAACCUGAAGCACAUAUAGAGUUACGGCAGAUCUGUACAGCUGGACUCACAUACAGUGUAGUGUUGAUGUGGCGAGAAAUGAUUGUGAUCAUAAUUUAGAUGAGAGUGGUGAAAGUCCAGGACUUGGAGUAGGACAUCCAAGUUGUCAUCUGAGUGCACUGACCACCAGUCAAUUCUGCAUCAACCAGCUCCCUGCAAAAGUUUUCAUUCUGGAAUAACUGUGUGAAGGGACCUUUUUAAACAUUACAAACCCUGCUGUUUAUACACAUUUUUGUUAUCUUGUAAUAAUCUACAUGUCCUGAAACAGUUUUGUUAACUUUUUUUUUUAAAGCAGUUUUGAAUUACGUUUUUGUAUUCUUUAAAAAGCCUUUUGUUUUAAAUUUGAUUUUAUUGUAGGUGUGCUAAGACCUUUGGGGAUUCAUCGUUUGGCUGAUCUUGAUAUCUGCAAUGCAAAACUUUCCAAAAUAUGUUGUUGAAAAAGAAUGUAAGCAAAACGUCUUUAAGCCAAGUAUCCAUUUGUCUUUGUUUUGUAUUUGAAAGAUGUAGUACUUAGACGUCUUUAGUUCUGCUGAAUCUUCCACUUGUCUGCAUUCUCUAUUGGAGUGUUGGCAUUUUGAACUUGUACUUGAGAACAUUUGUAUGACGUAACCCAAAGCAAGUAAAAUGAUGUUUUAAUGAAAGUUGAA
Messenger RNA from Paralichthys olivaceus (Japanese flounder), 1703 nucleotides. It is a transcript of the gene chtopa, whose product is annotated as chromatin target of PRMT1a. Lineage: Eukaryota; Metazoa; Chordata; Actinopteri; Pleuronectiformes; Paralichthyidae. The record is from RefSeq and is a predicted model, not a curated record.